AUGUCUACUUAUAUUCAAGUCAACAUUUACAAUCAAACGUUGGAUGCUCUUAAAAUGAGAGGAAUUGAUCUAAGCGACAUAUUGAAAACGAUAGGAUGUCCAAAUACACAUGUCACAGAAUUGCCUAUUUUUUCGAGUGAACAGAAUGUGUCAUCAAAAGCAAUCACAACACAAAUUGUCACACAAUCUGAAGAAGCUUCUCGGUCUGAUCAUCACAUUCCACAAAUUUCCACUACAAUGAGUCUGCCUCCGUCAUCCUCAGAAAAACCUAUUCUGAAAAAGCCGUUCAAGAGUAUUUCAGCAGAAAUCAGUUUUGUUCAACCACUGAAUUUGAAGAAUGCUUUUGGAACAAAUCCGACUAUACCAUCAACACUUGCAGAGGCUUUAGAAAUGAACAUAGAGAAAAGGUCGAAACCCACACUGAAAGAUUUAUUUGAUGAUUGGGAUCCAACUGCAAGUCUGGAAACUGUGGGAACAGCUUCCGAAAUCCAUAAUGAAUCAGCAAUGUUAAUGGGUAGUUCUCUCAAAAUUCCAAAAGAAGAAAUACUUGAUGAAACUGACUCACUGAUUGAUAAAACUAAAGAAACAUUGGAUUUCAACGACUCAGAGUUAGCAAAUGAGCAAGAAAGAUCAAUUAUUGAGGAACUUCUUCGCCAACAAAAACAUUCGGAAAAAAUUGAAGAUGAAUCGACACUAAUAUUAGCAAAAGGGAAAAAAAGAACUGGUGAUGAAUCAGAUCUUCCUAAUAUCAAUUAUGUGAUUACCUGUAACUAUCCGGGUUGCGGCCUCCAAUACAAUUGGCGUGUGAAAUACGGAAAGUUAAGGCUUCUUGAUCAUGCUCUUACUCACUCAAAUCGAAAAAUUCCUUGCAAGCUCUGCGGUUUCGAAUGUACAAAUGUCCGCCGAAUGCGAUCACAUUAUGCAAAAGCUCAUCCGAACGAACGAGUGGAAGGAUACGGAAUGAAGGCAUUAGUUAGUAAAGAUUACACAAAUAAAGCAGAAGGAGCGGAUGGAGAAACGGAUCAACAAGUCACAGAUGAAGAACUGAAAGAGUUAUGGAAUGCAUGUUACUCCAAAUCAAUUCAUUUAGUUGGGCAUGCUACGGGUUUUGUGGAUGGAGAAAAGUAUAGAAGAAUGACUAAAAGAAGAAAGCUGGAACGAGAAGCCAUGAAUUCGAUGAGCUUCACGUUUUAG
This is a messenger RNA of Caenorhabditis remanei, 1194 nucleotides long. RefSeq lists its product as uncharacterized. NCBI's taxonomy places the organism in Eukaryota, Metazoa, Nematoda, Chromadorea, Rhabditida, Rhabditidae. Bases 1 to 1194 code for a protein of 397 amino acids. The record is from RefSeq and is a predicted model, not a curated record. The transcript is spliced from 4 exons.